UUCUUAUCAGCAGGCUGCAAGCAUGCUGCGAUUCCGUGGCUCCUCAUCGGUCAAAUUCACGUAGUCUCUUCAUUUCAUCAAUGAGAGGCCAAGAAGCACCAGAAAUACCUUCCUUAUAUGGUGAUGGAGGAGGAUGGCAUUGUCUGGGACUCAGAACUGAAUGCUGCAUUCUGGGAUGAAGAUGCAGCACCACCAAUGCCACCAUCAAGCUGCCUAGCUGACAGAAGCUCAACGCUGAUAUCAGAGCAUGCUGCCCCAAAGGGCCUCAGCCAAACCAGCAGUGGGGUAAAGCAACUGCCACUAGUCAGCUCAAACCAUUCUGAUGUUUCUGGCAGUGCCGCGACAAAUGUUGUCCCGCAGUCCUCUGGCACACCGGCGGCGGCGACCCGUCCGAGGGACUCCUCUCGGUCCGCGCCGCGCGUGCGCCGCUUCCUGUACCCAUCUGCGAGCCAGAUCGCCCGCGAUACACCCGACAGACGCCGUCGACCGAGACCCGUCAUCGCCGCUCGGAGCCCGCAGACGCCGGCAGAUCAGCGCCCCGCGGCGGCCGCAGACGCGGCGCUGACUCCCGCGGAGCAGCAGGACGUAGAGGCCUGCCUGGUCACGGCCAUGGAAACCCUCGAGGACGACGGCGAUACGUUCUUCACGCAGUGUCGAGUCAGGGUGACUCCCGACCGACCUAGUGCGACGACGGUGGCGCGUGGUGAGAAGACAGUGAAGGGUGAAGAGCGAACUCCAUCCCUUCCCUUUCGCGAAGUGAAUGAGGCUAAAGAGAACAUGGACACAGUCUGUGAGCCCAUGGAGACCACUGGUCCUAUUCAGCUGGCUCCUGACAGCGGCAGGGCAGAAUGCUCCGGUCACGUAGGUGUUCAUGCCGCGGGACUCGGCUCAGCGACGAUAACCUCAAGUCGAGGUACUGUCCCCAGUUUACAGUCAGUGGCGGGACAGUUGAAAACCCCGCAUACUGCCUCCCCAUCUGUUCAGUCACCAGCAAGCAUGAUCCGCACCGACCCCAACAACACGAAUAACUCGAACCGGCCAGUGACAUCGGCACCCGGCAGGACGUCCGCCGGGUGCGCCCUCCCGGCGCUGGGGAGCGAACAUCGGACCCCCGCCGGACGGCCACCUGACCGUCAUGGACGCGUCCCGCCAGCCAAGCGCUUGUGGUCCGCCGCCGAUAACGCUGAGAGUGAAAAUGAUGAACCCGGCUGCUCCCCGGUCCUGUCCAGUCACAAAAAGAGGCGAAGACGUGAACGCCGUCCAGACGCGGUUCUUGCACCACAAUCACCCAUGGAAGUGGUUCUGGAAAAGAGCAAGAAAGUAGAAUCAAUCGGAGCUGUUGGUGCUGACAAGAUGAAGAAUCCAGGCGUGCUGCCCCCACUAGUUGUGCCAGAGCCAGCAUUAGGAGACGAUCGUGGAAGUUUCGCCGGUUUCAGCACUGCUUCCGGACGUAAGCUGGCUGUCUCCGAUCAGGCGAUGAAACGAGCCGUCGCUCUGAUGCGAGAGGUUGAUGGGCCAUCAACUUGCGGCGACUUGUCCGCUCCAGCAGCAGCUUGUCGUGGCAUGAAUCUCAACAAUGACCCUAUGAGUUGUGACACAGACUCAAACGCGGACACAGCAGUGCCGGUGGUUGUCUCGAAAGCUGUCUUGGAAAAUGCCGAGCACGUGUUUGCUGAUCACAUUUCUGAUCCAGCUAUUGAGAUAGAUGUUUCCAUGCGCUGUGAACUGAAGGCUUCAGGUGACAGUGCCACAAUUGAAGAAAAUGUCAUGUCUGGCCAUGUAGGCUCUCUCAAGAUCGUGACAGAACACCGUAAUUCAAAUCCUGAGAUGCAGGUUCCUUGCGGAUUUUCAACAGCUAGUGGGAAGCCUGUCAAAGUAUCAGACGCGGCGCUGGAAAAGGCAAAAGCGUUUCUUGACGAAGAUGUGAGUCAAUCAUUGAAGGCACGAAGCGUCACAGAGUCCCAGCCUGUUGUUGGCUUUGCAACGGCAAGUGGGAAGUCGGUAAAAGUUUCAGAUGCUGCCCUCAAGAAAGCCAAAGCAAUGCUUGAUAGUGAGUGUGACGCGACAUUGAAGGUGGACAACGUCGCAGAGCCUCAGACGAAGUAUCCUGUCGGCUUUGCAACGGCAAGUGGAAAGUCUGUGAAUGUUUCAGAUGCCGCCCUAAAGAAAGCCAAAGCAAUGCUUGACGGCGAUUGUGAAGCGAUGAACAAUGUCGCAGAACCCCAGACGAAGCGGCCUGUUGGCUUUGCAACGGCAAGUGGGAAGUCUGUUGAAGUUUCAGAUGCUGCCCUCAAGAAGGCCAAAGCAAUGCUUGAUAGUGAGUGUGACGCAGCAUUAAAGGUAGACAACGCCGCAGAUUCUCAUUCAGAACGUCCUGUUGGCUUUGCAACGGCAAGUGGGAAGUCGGUAAGAGUUUCAGAUGCUGCCCUCAAGAAAGCCAAAGCAUUGCUUGAUAGUGAGUGUGACGCAACAUUGAAGGUGGACAACGUCGCAGAGCCUCAGACGAAGCAUCCUGUCGGCUUUGCAACGGCAAGUGGAAAGUCUGUGAAAGUUUCAGAUGCUGCCCUCAAGAAAGCCAAAGCAAUGCUUGACAGUGAGUAUGACGUAUCUUUGAAGGUGGACAACGCCGCAGAUUCUCAUGCAGAACGUCCUGUUGGCUUUGCAACGGCAAGUGGGAAGUCGGUAAGAGUUUCAGAUGCUGCCCUCAAGAAAGCGAAGGCAAUGCUUGACAGCGAUUGUGACGUUUCCUUGAAGAUUAACAGCGUCGCAGAGCCUCAGACGAAGCAUCCUGUUGGGUUUGCAACGGCAAGUGGGAAGUCGGUAAAAGUUUCAGAUUCCGCCCUCAAGAAAGCCAAAGCAAUGCUUGAUAGUGAAUGUGACGCAUCUUUGAAUGUGCACAACGUCGCAGAGCCUCAUGUAGGACGUCCAUGUCAGCCAAAUGUAGGCUUUGCAACAGCAAGUGGGAAGUCUGUGACUGUAUCAGAUGCUGCCCUGAAGAGAGCCAAAGCGAUUCUUGACAGUGUUGCUAAUGAUGACGAAUCAUUGAAGCCAGACAACAACGCAGAAUCUCGGUUGGGGAACCCUGAUGCUAUUGCCGGAACAAGCGGUGGUUCCGUAAAGACGUUACCAAAUGUGAGGAACGUCGAGACAAUUUGUGAUGAUGAUGAAACGAUGCCAAGCGAGAGUGCCUUCCAGGAACAUCGGCGGCCUCACGGUGGUUUUUCUACUGCUGGUGGAAGGCCCGUUGAGGUGUCCAAAGUGGCUAUGAAAAACGCAAAAGCUGUGCUGGACAGUAUCAGCCAUGAACCUUACGCCGACCCGUCAAGCGGACUGGCUGUCGAUCGUCCUUGUGGGUUCACCACAGCUGCCGGGAAUUCCGUCCAGGUAUCCGAAGACGCCCUGAGGAAGGCCAAGGCGAUGCUGGCAAGUGUGGAGGAAACUAUGGAGACCGAAACUGUCGCACAAGACUCCUCCACCACUGGUGAACGACCUGAGCCAGUGACGGAUGCUGCGUUGAAAAAGCCUCGAGCAGAACUGAGCAGUAAUGGUGGCUUUAAGAUACCAAACGUUGAUAGAUGUGCGCGACCGGGGCUGAAGCGUCGCCGACCAGUCCCGGCCCACUCUUCGGUUGAUGGAAAGCACUCCGUAAGCGAAACAACGAGCCAUGGGGCAGCCGUCGCACCAGUCGUGACAACUCUUCGGCAACCUAAGGUUCGGUUCCUUUGCCGUGACAAUCUUUCACAUGAUAAUGCGGAUCUACAGUCGGACGCUUGUGCGUCCAAGACAACGAGUACUGCAACCUCUGCUCCAGUCGCAACAAGCCGUGCUGCUCCUGUUGAAAGCCUGCGUGGUCGUGGAGGAAGCUCACAUCGGACAUCUCACAUCGCAACGAGCCCGGGACCACCAGCGACAGUCGUCUCUUCUGACCACGAUCAUAGCGAUUCGCGGUGUGUCGAUGACGACGCCGAGUCGAACACGGUGGGCCUGACUCAGCUGCUGGAUGACCGGUUCGAGUUCACCCAGGUGGUGACUGAUCGGCAGCGGCUGGCGGAGGAGGAGCGCUCCACCAGCCCGGUGCUGGGCACGCCUAGGCGCGCCGGACGCCGGCGCCGCUCGGCCCAGCCGGCCGUGUUCCGCACCCCGUACAGGAGCGGACCGGCGCCGCACGCACCGGCCAAGGAGUCGCACACACCGGCCGCUCCGCCGCCGCCCGAGCCUCCAGCGGUCAUGGCUGCCUCUCCAGCCCCAACUGAGAGCGCCUCUGGAGACGGCAGGCGGGAGGUCCGGGCGGAACAGCGGCGGCGGCAGGCGGAGCGUGUGGCGGCGGGAGCGGACCGGCGGGUCGUCCGAUCGGUCGGCAGUCUGAUGCAGACUCGACAGGAGGCGGCUGCGGUCGGCACCGGGAGGAAGUCGCUCAGAGAGGCGCUGGGACCGCGGCCCGCCAACCUCACUCGGGACGAGCUGCAAUCACUGGACGUUCCUGCCGAAGUUCUGGAUGUUACUUUCGCCUCCGCGCCCUCGUAUCGCUUCAAAUGCACCGAGACAAUGAUCUCCGCGGACGGGUGUGUGGUGGUGCCGGCCGACGACGAUACGGUGGGUGUGGCCGAGCUACGCUCCGCCCUCCUCUCCUCCUGCGGGGUCCAGCCGAGCCUGGUACCUGAGCGAUGGGUGGAGAACGCCUUCCGACACGUGGUCUGGAAGCUGGCCGCCUACGAGCGCCAGUUCCCAGAUGAGAUGGCCGGCAGGUGUCUGACGGUGGAGGAGGUGAUUCGCCAGCUGCGGUACCGCUACGACCGAGAGCUGGACCGAUGUCAGAGGCCGGCACUGCGCCGAAUUACCGAGGGCGAUGACACCGCCGCCAAGACGCUCAUACUCUGUGUGGCUGAAGUGAACACGACGGCCGAGGGAAUCCGCCUGGUGGUGUCGGACGGCUGGUACUGUAUCCCCGCCCAGGGAGACUCGGCCCUACAGCGGCUGGUGCGGCUCGGCCGGCUGCGGCCCGGUCUCAAACUGGCGGUGCACGGCGCCGAGCUGACCGGGCAGCAGGAGCCCUGCUCGCCGCUCGAGGUUUCCUCAGAGACGUUUCUGCGGUUUUCAACCAACUCGUGUCGUCGCGCGCGCUGGGACGCGCGGCUCGGUUACCAUAGCAACCCGGCGCCGUUCGCCAGCUGUCUGAGCGCCGUGCUGCCAGACGGCGGCUCGGCUGCCAGACUGGACGUCGCUGUGGCACGGGUGUACCCGGUGCUCUACUAUGAGAAGGGGGAGAGCGGUGGAGUGUUCCGGACGGCGCGCUGUGAGCGGCGGCGCGCUGCCGCGGCCGAGGCGGCCCGUGAGUCCCGCAUGGAGCGCCUGUAUGCUGCUGUGGAGCGGCAGCUGGGCAGCCAGGAGCGGCCGGCGGGGGCGGGGGUGGUGCGCCGGCCCGUCAGCCGCGCCGCCGUCCGUCAGCUCAGCACCGGACAACAGAUAUACGAGUGUGUGGCGGCCGCCGCCGAUCCUGGCAGCGUCGAGGCGCUGCUGACGGACCAUCAGAAGGAGCUGGCGUCCGAGUACCAGCGCCACAGACAGGAGGAGCACCGCGGCAGGGUGGAGGCAGAGUUCCGAGCCCGGCUACAGGAGGAGGCGCAGGCCCUGAGGCCGGCCGCGCCGCUCCUCAAGAUCCGGCUGGCCGGCAAGAAUAACGUGCCCGCCAGUGGCGCCAUCCUCACACUCUGGCGGCCGUCGGACGAACUACAGACGUUCCUGGCAGAGGGCAAAUCCGUGUCCCUACUGGGGGUGACUGCCAACGGUAAACGUAACGGCGUGCUGCAGCUCUCUGCCGGCUCCCAGCUGCGCGUCCAGCCGGGCCCGGCCGGUCUGAGCUGCCCGCCGCGCGUGCUGGCCUCGGCGGUAUCGCUGGCCGCCGGCCGGCCUCCGUUCGGCGAGCUGGACGUGGCAGCCCUGGUGGUGCGGGUGACGCCGGGAGCGGCGGACAGCCAGACGGUGCACCUCUGUGACCGCGGGGGCACGCUGCUAGCGGCCGUCUGCUGGCCAGGACUGAAGUCGCUGGGUCUGGACGAGCUGGUGGUGCCGGGCGCGGUGCUGGCGUUCUCCAACCUCCAGCUGUGCUCCGCCGGCGCCCGGCCGCCGCUCUGCUCCCUGUCUGACCGGGCAGAGGUCAGCCGGCGACCCACGGCGCGGCGCCUGAACGACGAGCUGAGACUGCUGGUCGAGACCAUGACGAAGUGCUCUGAUUUCGAGGCGUCCGCUGGCGCCGCGCUGGACUCGGCGCUGGCGGCGGCUCCGGGCCGCACCAUGUCCCCGGCGGUGGUCGGUCCGUUCCGGUCGCCGGUACCGUACGGGGCGCCCUCCCCCGGAACACCGGGCGGGCCGGGACAGCCGGCCGGCGGCGGCACACCCACCGGCGCAGGCUGGAGUCCCGCCGAGUCUGCGCUGUAUGCCGGCGCGGACGGCGACGGCUCGGUCCGACCCGCCCAGCGGCGGCUUCAGGCGCUCACUCGGUACGGCCCUGCGCCGCCCAUCAGUCCCCUGGUGUCGCCCGUGCCGGCCGGCCUGCGCCGCCCGUUCCGCAGCCCGCGCCCCACGAUCGGCGACCACCGGCCCGGCGCGGCAGUCGGCGGAGCCGGGACGGACGGCGGGACCGCCGCGUCCACCACCGCCGGCGGAGACAGCGGAGCGGCGGCCGAGAUAAUCCGACUGGCCAAACUGGAGCUGCCCUCGGCGGCCACCGACAGUCCGCCCAUCGAGCCCGAGUCCCAGCUGGUCUGA
Amphibalanus amphitrite is the source of this 6765-nucleotide messenger RNA. RefSeq names its product breast cancer type 2 susceptibility protein homolog. The coding region runs from base 118 to 6765 and encodes 2215 amino acids. NCBI's taxonomy places the organism in Eukaryota, Metazoa, Arthropoda, Thecostraca, Balanomorpha, Balanidae. The transcript is spliced from 14 exons. The record is from RefSeq and is a predicted model, not a curated record. Gene Ontology annotation, biological process: double-strand break repair via homologous recombination; regulation of DNA-templated transcription.